AUGGAUAAGAUGAUCCAACAGCCCAGGCCGAGGGGGCCGCCUACGCCCAGCAUGAGUACCCCUGCUCCUGACUUCGAGCAGCAACUUACAGGAUCGCCUCCGCCUCCCCCUACACCCGCGGCCUCACCAGGGCCGACAAACGCGCAGCCCGAUUGGAGUGAUGCCGCCGACGACGAGGACUUCUUUCUGGCCCACGUACGCCAGCACUUCAAGAACUGUUCGGGCCCGCAGAGGAACCGGAUCCUCGCUGAUCUACUGAACAUAUGCACGACUCAACAGCUCAGUUUCGUGCACCAGUUUGUCAGCCCCCUACUUAAGAAAGACCCGUUUACCAGUUUACCGAACGAGCUGUGCUUGAGGAUACUGUCCUUUAUCGAUGAUCCGCAGGUCCUCGCACGGGCAUCGCAAGUGUCUAAGAGGUGGAGAGAUCUUUUGAGUGACGAUGUAACGUGGAAAAACCUUUGUGUCAAACACGAUUAUGGUCGUCGACUUUCUGAAGUUUCCUAUGGAAUGCAGCCGCUCACAUCGAGUAGGCCCGAAGCCAUGCCUCUUUCCGACCCUGAAUACACCCAUAGCUUUUCAGGCGCUAUUCCUGGGCUUUCGAAUUUUCACCCUGCGGUGCGCAGCUCUGACACCGUCUCGGAAGGUUCAUCAAGCCUAGGCCGACCGAAGCUUCGGUCGUAUAAGUCUCACUUUAAGCAAAGAUACCUCGUCGAGUCGGCGUGGAGGACGGGUGGGCGCAACACUACGCGUACUAUCACCCAGGAUAAUCGCGUCGUGACUAGUUUGCAUUUAACCCCGAAAUACAUUGUCGUCGCUCUUGAUAACGCGAGAAUUCACAUCUUUGAUCGGGAAGGCAAUGCCCUCCGCACUCUCCAAGGCCAUAUCAUGGGCGUCUGGGCCAUGAUUCCGUGGGAAGAUAUCCUCGUCAGCGGGGGGUGCGACCGCGAUGUCCGAGUCUGGGAUAUGACUAAUGGAAAUUGCCUGUAUACUCUGCGUGGCCACACGUCGACGGUACGCUGCCUUAAGAUGUCAGAUGCGAACACUGCAAUUUCCGGCUCGCGAGAUACCACCUUACGGGUCUGGGAUAUUAGACAAGGCGUCUGCAAGAACGUGCUUGUCGGUCACCAAGCCAGCGUGAGGUGCCUAGAGAUCAAGGGUGACAUAGUGGUAUCCGGGAGCUACGAUGCGACGGCGAAGAUAUGGAGUAUCUCUGAAGGCAGAUGCCUCCACACUCUGACUGGACACUUCAGCCAGAUCUAUGCUAUCGCGUUUGACGGCCAUCGCGUUGUUACGGGAAGUCUCGACACCAGCGUUCGUGUUUGGGACGCUCAUACUGGCGAGCCUAUUGCCGUUCUUCAGGGCCAUACCUCCUUAGUAGGCCAGCUACAGCUCCGCGGAAACACGCUCGUCACUGGUGGCUCCGACGGCUCGGUCAGGGUUUGGUCUCUCGAGAAGAUGUGCCCGAUCCACCGGCUAGCAGCACAUGAUAACAGCGUCACCAGUCUCCAGUUUGACGACACCCGUGUCGUAAGCGGUGGUAGCGACGGCAGGGUCAAAGUAUGGGACGUGAAGACUGGCCAUCUCGUCCGCGAGCUCAUCACCGCCGAGUCCGUUUGGAGGGUCGUCUUUGAAGACGAAAAGUGCGUCGCGGUUGCUAAUAGGGGUAGUAGAGUUAUGAUGGAGGUAUGGUCGUUUUCACCCCCCGAGGACGCAUUUUGCGAGAGACAGCUUUCCCUCCCCCAAACGCUAGCCGAACCAUCUCCGAACCGACCUCUCACGGGCGACUUCCGGCGGUCUACAUUAGGGUUAGGAUGCUCGGAUGAAGACCCCGGGAGCAAGGAUGUGGACAUGAGCGAUGCCGGCCCGUCUACCGCGCCUCUCAUCGGCAAUUCGACAUUCUUCCACGACGAUUAG
This is a messenger RNA of Durotheca rogersii, 1917 nucleotides long. Its product is annotated as WD40 repeat-like protein. Gene Ontology annotation, molecular function: protein binding. The transcript is spliced from 4 exons. The coding region runs from base 1 to 1917 and encodes 638 amino acids. The record is from RefSeq and is a predicted model, not a curated record. Lineage: Eukaryota; Fungi; Ascomycota; Sordariomycetes; Xylariales; Xylariaceae.